UUCACACGAAAAGUGUCGACUGUCCUCGCUGGAAAAAAGAUAUCCUCGUGUCAAGUAUCAUCCUUUUGAAGAGUGUGAGUAUGCAACGGAGAAAGAUGAAAUGACAUUAAGAGAUGCCACUGGUGAAUACUUGGUUGACGAGAAGUUCCCGCGAAGGACAGUUAAUAUCAGUUUUGCAGGAGAGAAAUUUCGAAAGGAAUUGAUUUCCUCCGCACCAUUAUUAUAUAAAAUACUCAAGGCCGCCAAGGUGAUGACACAGGCUUUGGCGCCAGAGGGACUAAUGGGAAUGUACAAUUUGCUUCUGAAAGCAUGCGACGAUCAAAUCGUGAAGAUUCUUAACAUCAUGAAAGACAAAUCAAACCUGCCAAUCUUGAUACAUUGCAAAUAUGGAAAAGAUAGCACCGGAGUUACGAUUGCAAUCCUACUUUCUUUAUGCGGAGUAGAUGAUGAAACAAUAGUUCAAGAUUAUGUGAUGUCACAAGGACACUUAACCCCCGUGUAUCCCUCAAUGGUAAAGGACAUGGAAAAAAUCGGGUUGCCCAAAGGUUUUGCCGCAGCACCUCCUGAGAAUACGCGGCCCACGAGAAAAUCGAAUGGUCAUUAA
Acaulospora colombiana is the source of this 604-nucleotide messenger RNA. NCBI's taxonomy places the organism in Eukaryota, Fungi, Glomeromycota, Glomeromycetes, Diversisporales, Acaulosporaceae. The record is from the annotation of a GenBank genome assembly.